Messenger RNA from Morone saxatilis (striped sea-bass), 1767 nucleotides. RefSeq names its product prosaposin (gene psap). The record is from RefSeq and is a predicted model, not a curated record. Gene Ontology annotation, cellular component: lysosome. NCBI's taxonomy places the organism in Eukaryota, Metazoa, Chordata, Actinopteri, Moronidae. Gene Ontology annotation, biological process: sphingolipid metabolic process. The transcript has 15 exons. Bases 100 to 1725 code for a protein of 541 amino acids.
AGCUGACACUGAGACAUCAUAAAGGCAUCACACCCCCCCCACUCUGCAUUGCAGCAUUCAGUCUAAUUCAACCAACACCGAGACACAAACUGCGGAGUCAUGCUGCUUCUAACUCUACUCUUCGUGUCCGCAGCUGUAGCAACCCCUCUGCUCGGCACUGAGCAGUGCGCUCGUGGCCCACCCUACUGGUGUCAGAAUGUAAAGACGGCGUCUCUGUGUGGAGCUGUGACUCACUGCCAGCAGAACGUGUGGAACAAGCCCCAGAUGAAAACCGUGCCAUGUGACUUGUGUAAAGAGGUGUUGAUGGUGGUAGAGCAGAUCCUGAAGGACAAUGCCACUGAGGCUGAGGUUCUUGGGUACCUGGAGAAGGCCUGCCAGCUCAUCCCGGAUCAAGGUUUGACCGCAGAGUGCAAGGAGAUGGUAGAUAGCUACUACCCCAUCCUCAUGGGAAUCAUUACUGGAGAACUGGAGGAUCCCGCUGUGGUGUGCGGAGCCAUGGGGCUGUGUCAGUCUCAGCAGGCAGCCCUGGCUAAGGCUCAUACCCAGGACCAGCUCACGUCCAAUGAAAUCCCUCAGAUUGACCUUUCCCAGCGAGUGGCUCCCUUCCUCCUCAAUGUGCCCGGGCUCCUCUAUCCUCAGGAGAACGCCAAGCAGGAGGCCCCCAAACAAGAGACUCCAAAACAGGAAGGUGAUGCUGUGUGCCAAGACUGCAUCAAGUUCCUUACUGACGCUCAAGCAGAAGCCAAGGAGAACACCUCAUUUGUCGACUCUCUCAUUGCAAACAUUGAGAACCAGUGUGACCUGUUGGGGCCAAGCUUGUCUGCAAUGUGCAAGGAGUAUGUGGGCCAGUAUGGCGUGCUUGUUGUUGAGCAGCUCAUGUCCAUGGAACAGCAACCCAAGGAUAUCUGCGUCCAUGCUGGCUUCUGUACUGCUAUGAAGAAGUCCGUUCCAAUGCUGAAGCUGCAGCCUGCCAAGACCGUUCCUGCUGCCAAGUCUGUACCCGCUCUCAAGCUUUUCCCUGCCACUAAGGUGGAGUCUGCCACUGACAAGUCUGCUAAGCCAAUGGUGCGUGUGCGUGAUUCCCCAACCUGUGCCAUCUGUGAGUUUGUGAUGAAACAGUUGGAGUCUAUGUUGGAGGAUCAGACUACAGAGGAGGAGGUGAUUCAAGCUGUGGAGAAAGUGUGCACAUUUCUGCCCCAGUCUCUGAGUGGCCAGUGCAAGGACCUGAUUGAGACCUACGGCCAGGCCAUCAUUGAGCUGCUGGUGCAGCAGGCUGACCCCAAGACCGUCUGCACAGUGUUGGCACUCUGCAAUGGUGCCAGCCGCACAUAUGUCCCUGUCCUCGACCAGACUCGCUUUAAGGACGGUGGCUAUUGCAAGGUGUGCAAGAUGGCCGUGACUUACAUUGAUGCGCUUCUGGAGAAGAAUGCUACAGAGGCACAGAUUGAGGAGGCUGUGAGGAAAGUGUGCAGCUUCCUGCCAGAUUCUUUCCAGACAGAGUGUGACCAGAUGAUUGAACAGUACGAGCCAGUGCUUGUCCAGCUGCUGCUCCAGAUGCUGGACCCAGACUUUGUGUGCAUGAAAGUGGGAGCCUGCCCUGAAGCUAACCGCAGGCUUCUGGGAACAGAGCAGUGCAGCUGGGGACCUGCAUUCUGGUGCAAGAACAUGGAGACAGCAGCUCGGUGCAAUGCUGUGGCUCACUGCCAACGCCAUGUGUGGGUAUAGAGGAAGAGGAACAAACCAGCACAAACUGACCUGUAGGGAAUU